This is a messenger RNA of Oldenlandia corymbosa var. corymbosa, 1395 nucleotides long. The record is from the annotation of a GenBank genome assembly. NCBI's taxonomy places the organism in Eukaryota, Viridiplantae, Streptophyta, Magnoliopsida, Gentianales, Rubiaceae.
AUGCAGUACUACACAACAUCAGCAAUGGCGGCUUCUUCAUCACCACCAGAUUUGAGCAAAACCACCAAGCUGGAAAGGUACAACAGCUACAUCCGGCGAGUUAACAGCACGAAGCUCUUAGCCGCGUCCUCCAAGCUCCUCUUCCGCGCCACCCUCUUCGCCGCCGUAAUCCUCCUCCUCUUCUUCACUCUAAACUCGCCCCCACUCUCCGCCGACAACAACAGCGGCAGCCACCACGGUCACAUCCACACCACCAGCAACUUCCUCUCCUCCGCCUUCUACGGCAGCGGAGCCGCCUGGGAGAAGCAAGUCCGCCACUCCUCCACCCCGCGCCGCCCCAACGGGCUCUCCGUCCUGGUCACCGGCGCCGCCGGAUUCGUCGGGACCCACUGCUCCUUAGCUCUCAAGAAGCGAGGCGACGGCGUUUUGGGGUUGGACAACUUCAAUUCCUACUACGAUCCGUCGUUGAAACGGGCGAGACAAAGCUUGUUGACCAAGCAUCAAAUCUUCAUCGUGGAAGGGGACUUAAACGACGCCGAAUUGCUCAAGAAGCUCUUCGACAUUGUCCCGUUCACACACAUCUUACACCUCGCCGCACAAGCCGGCGUGAGAUACGCGAUGAAGAAUCCCUUGUCCUAUGUGAAUUCCAACAUUGCCGGCUUUGUGAACCUCUUGGAGGUUGCGAAAAAUGCGGAUCCCCAGCCGGCGAUCGUGUGGGCCUCGUCCAGCUCGGUUUACGGGCUCAACACCAACGUCCCGUUCUCCGAGGAACACCGGACCGACCAACCCGCCAGCCUGUACGCCGCCACGAAAAAGGCCGGGGAGGAAAUAGCCCACACUUAUAACCACAUCUAUGGGCUUUCGUUAACCGGGCUGAGAUUCUUCACCGUUUACGGCCCAUGGGGAAGGCCCGACAUGGCGUACUUCUUCUUCACCAAGGAUAUCCUCCAGGGGAAGCCAAUCAACGUGUACGUCACGCAGGACGACAAGGAGGUGGCGCGUGACUUCACGUACAUCGACGACAUCGUGAAGGGCUGCGUCGGGGCGCUGGACACGGCGGAGAAGAGCACCGGGAGCGGCGGGAAGAAACGUGGGCCGGCCCAGUUGAGGGUGUACAACCUGGGCAACACCUCCCCGGUGUCGGUGGUCAAGUUGGUGUCCAUUUUGGAGAAUUUGUUGGGCGUCAAGGCUAAAAAGAAUGUCAUCAAGAUGCCACGAAACGGCGACGUUCCUUACACGCACGCCAACGUCAGCCUGGCCUAUAAGGACUUUGGGUACAAGCCCACCACGGAUUUGUCGACGGGGUUAAGGAAAUUCGCGAAAUGGUACACAAGUUAUUAUGGCAUCCAAUCCAAGGUGAAGGAAUCAACCAAUGAGAAGAAUGAUGAUUCAUAA